AUCAAAUCAAUUAAAUAUUAAGCGUCUGACGGCCUGGAAUCAGGACUUUCCUCACAGGUGGCACCAUGCCGAGUACAGGCCCUGCCAGGCCCAGGCUCCUCCUCACCGUGCUGGUAGUUUGCACCCUGCCCCCGCCCUACCCUCUGCCUCCGGCCAGCGCACUACUCCAGCCCAUGGCUUCCCGUCCACCUGCCGUUCUGAUCGUCGGCUCCGGUAUCUCGGGGCUGGCAGCCGCCCACAAACUGCACGCCCGGGGCUUUCAGAACGUGAGGGUCCUGGAAGCCACAGGAAGAACCGGGGGCCGGAUCCGGAGCCGGAGAUACGGUAAGGGCUUCAUCGAGAUCGGCGCCCAGUGGAUUCAUGGCCCCUCGCCUGGUAACCCCGUCUUCCGGUUGGCGUCGGAGUAUUCCCUGCUGGGACCCGACGCCUUGACGAAGGAGAACCAGGAGGUGGACGUCGGGGGCCACCCGCCCCCAUUCUCGGUCUCCUACGGCAGCUCCGGCAAGAAGAUCAGCCCAGAAGUGGUGGGGAACGUCAUGGAGAUGUAUUCUUCCUGGCUGGAACAAACUCGCAAUUUCACCCACACCGGCUGUGACCCGAAAGCCAGUGUCGGGGGCUUCAUACAACGGGAAAUCGCCCUCAGGGCCAAGGAAUGGGACUCGGGGGCCGCAGGGACGACGCUGGCUUUGUUGAGUGGCCUACUGAAGCUUGAGUGCUGCAUCAGUGGCACUCACAGCAUGGACGACGUGGCUCUCUGUCCCUUUGGAGAGUACACGGUCCUCCCAGGUCUGGAUUGUACCUUCCCUGGGGGAUAUGAAAGUCUCGUGAACCAAAUUAAGUCGACGCUUCCUGAUGACAGCAUCCUAUUAAACAAAGCGGUGAAGACCGUUCACUGGAAUGGAUCAUACCAAAAUGGAUCGUACCAAACCCACAACUCGCGAUCGUUCCCAGUGAUGGUGGAGUGUGAAGACGGGGAGACCUUUGUGGCCGAUCAUGUCAUUGUCACUGUCCCAUUAGGGUUCCUGAAGGAGCGAACCGCAAGCUUCCUGUCCCCCAAACUUCCACCCAAUAAAGUCAAGGCAAUUCAGAACAUGGGAUUUGGAACCAACAAUAAAGUCUUUCUAGAGUUUAAGGAACCGUUUUGGGAGCCCGAUUGUGAAAUAAUCCAGCUAGUGUGGGAAGGCGAGUCUCCUCUUAAAGAGUCACCAAAAAACCUAAAGCAAGAUUGGGUGAAAAAGUUUGCGGGAUUUGUGGUUCUUCAGCCUCCAGAACUGGUUGGCCAUGUGCUGUGUGGCUUUAUCGCAGGAGAGGAGUCGGAGUAUAUGGAAACACUGACAGAUGAAGACAUUCUCUCUGCCAUGACCGCUGUGCUGAGACAGUUCACAGGGAACCCUCAGCUUCCUCCUCCGGUCCGCAUGCUUCGCACCAGAUGGCGUAGUGAGCCUUACACGCGUGGCUCCUACAGUUACGUGGCGGUGGGCAGCUCAGGAGAGGACGUGGACAUCCUUGCACGGCCUCUACCCUUAGAAGAAGACACAUCUAAGCCUCUGCAGGUCCUGUUUGCUGGAGAAGCCACUCACAGAAACUUCUACUCCACCACUCAUGGUGCCUUAUUGUCUGGCUGGAGAGAAGCAGACAGACUGACGAGGCAUUAUCCAGAACUUGUCCGCCCCCUUAACCGAUCCAAGCUCUAGGGAGACUAGAAAUGCUGCAAUUUGAUUUUUUUAAUAUUUUUUUCUGUGAAAGAUGAAUCGUUAUUGACUCCUGGAAUCCGCCGUACAUUUCUCUGACCUUUUAACGGAAGCUCAUUGCUGGAACGGGGCUUAGCUGCUCUACCUCUGAAUCACUGGGAUGGAACGAUUCAAAUUUCCCUUUACUUUUUAAUUCUUUUGAAGGUUUAACUACAUAAAACCAACACGCUUAACAUUUAUCCAGCUUCCCCCCCCCAGGAUCUGAUUUUUGUGUCACGUGACAAUUAAAUGUUCCCUGACGAAAUGGAAAUGAAUGACAACAGAAUAAAAGAAUAAAAA
Spea bombifrons (plains spadefoot toad) is the source of this 2030-nucleotide messenger RNA. RefSeq names its product peroxisomal N(1)-acetyl-spermine/spermidine oxidase-like. The transcript is spliced from 8 exons. Bases 66 to 1694 code for a protein of 542 amino acids. NCBI's taxonomy places the organism in Eukaryota, Metazoa, Chordata, Amphibia, Anura, Pelobatidae. The record is from RefSeq and is a predicted model, not a curated record. Gene Ontology annotation, molecular function: polyamine oxidase activity.